This is a messenger RNA of Cavia porcellus (domestic guinea pig), 1601 nucleotides long. RefSeq names its product heat shock transcription factor 2 binding protein (gene Hsf2bp). The transcript has 8 exons. Gene Ontology annotation, cellular component: cytosol. The record is from RefSeq and is a predicted model, not a curated record. NCBI's taxonomy places the organism in Eukaryota, Metazoa, Chordata, Mammalia, Rodentia, Caviidae. Bases 150 to 1142 code for a protein of 330 amino acids.
GACUGAUAAUGGUGUGCAGAGUCCAAGCGGUAUGAGCCUCGUGGCGCUCGAUCCCGACCACCCGGAUGUAGCGCCGGCGCGCUCCCGCGUUUUCUUGCGUGCGGGGGUCAGAGGGCGCCGCACAGGCGCACGGAGCCAACGCCGCCGCCAUGGACGAAACGGGAAGCACGGAGCAGAUGGGAACUAAGGAAGAAUUUGUUAAAGUCAGAAAGAAGGACCUGGACCGGCUGACAACUGAAGUGAUGCAAAUACGGGACUUCUUACCCAGAAUACUAAAUGGAGAUUUCCUAGAAAGCUUCCAGAAAUUAAAGAUUUUAGAAAAACACCUGGAAAUGAAAGAGCAAGAAUUGGAGCAGCUAAAACUGGACCGUGAGCAUUUCAAAGCCCGCUUGGAAACCCUGCAGGCCGACUGUGGAAGGGAGAAGAAGGAAAAACUGGCUCUUCAACAGCAGCUGAAUGAAGCAAAGCAGCAGCUCCUGCAGCAGGCAGAAUACUGUACAGAGAUGGGAGCCACCACCUGCACCCUGCUGUGGGGCGUCUCUGGCAGCGAGGAGGUCGUCAAAACCAUCUUGGGAGGAGAAAAAGCUUUGAAGUUUUUCCACAUCACUGGCCAGACAAUGGAGAGUUUUGUGAAGGCGCUGGACGGGGAUGUCAAGGACCUUAAUUCGGACGAGAACCAGUUCGUUUUCGCUUUGGCCGGAAUUGUAACAAAUGUUGCUGCCAUAGCCUGCGGCCGUGAGUUCCUGGUGAAUUCCAGUCGGGUGCUGUUGGACACCAUGUUGCAGCUUCUGGGGGACUUGAAGCCAGGACAGUGCACCAAACUCAAAGUGUUAAUGCUGAUGUCCCUGUACAAUGUGAGCAUCAAUUCGAAAGGCUUAAAAUACAUCAGUGAGAGCCCUGGCUUCAUCCCUUUGCUGUGGUGGCUUUUGAGUGACCCAGAUGCAGAAGUGUGUCUCCACGCCCUGCGCCUUGUCCAGUCGGUGGUUCUGGAGCCAGAAGUCUUCUCCAAGUCAGCCUCCGAGUUCCAGCACUCACUGCCCCUGCAGCGCAUCCUGGCCAUGACCAAGAGCCGAAACCCCCACCUGCAGGCCGCGGCCCAGGAGCUGCUGGAGGACCUCCGUGCCCUGCAGCGCAGCGUGUAGCCCCCGCCCCCCUGCAGCUUCCCCGCCUUGGGCUCAGGAUUGCACCUGUGACACACACUAGAGGGCAGAUCAGCUGACUAGAGAUGGGCGUGAACAGAUGUGGGUCCCACGGCGCUGCUCCUAGAAGUGGCACACGGAGUAGCGAGUAGUGUCACUCUGGCCACAGGAGCCUCAGAACGCUCCAUCCUCCGCCAGGGCCCAACUAUGCUCCCAGAAGAGGGAGCCCAUCUGUGAGCUGGAACCUCAGAGGCGACACAACCAUGGAGCUCGAGGUUAGCAUCAUCCUGAGAGGCCUUUCUCUGAAAAACGGCUCACUCUGUCUCUAGUCAUUGGAAUUCAUCCCUCCAGACAAGGGUCCCCUUUAUCCCCUCCUGGUAAACCUAUUCCAGAUGACAUCGAACAUUUUAGCUCUCUACUUUUCAUGCCUCUUUUACUUUUGAAUAAAGUCAGAAGAGUCCA